AUGGUUCGUCUAUCGUGUGGAGUUCAGUGUGCGCGUACGACAUUAUUUGCAUUGAAUAUCAUCUUUCUUAUUUUUGGUUUUUCAAUAUUGGGUCUCGGAAUCUAUGUUAAAAUCAAUGGAAAUUUUAGUGCCAUCGCAGCCGCUUAUAAUAUUACGCAAUCACUUGGAGGACUGACUAUGCAAUGGGUGGGAACGAUCAUAAUUAUUGUCGGCGUAUUCACGUCUUGUCUAGCAGCAUUCGGUUGUCUUGGUGCUAUUUGUAAAAAUCGAGUUUUUCUUUAUUCAUAUGCAACUCUCUUAACUCUGAUUGUUUUAAUGGAAUUCGGUGCAGUUGUUGUUAUCUUAAGAUUUCGAAAUGAUUUAUGGCAAUCGUAUGAUUCUGGUUUCGAAGAAAUAUUUCGAAAUGCUUAUCGUAAUAAACACAACGCAACAAUUGAAAUCAUUGAACAAUUAGAAAAAGAAUUUAAAUGCUGUGGAGUUGAUAGUGCUACAGACUACUUAAAACUUGAUCUUCCAGUUCCUAAAUCAUGUUAUCCGCAACAAACACACAAAAGCUUCCCUUAUACUCAAGGCUGUGCUGAAGCCGUGGCUCUUUGGAUAUGGAAAGAAUUGCCUUGGAUUGCUGUAGUAUUAGGUGCCAUUUUAUUUAUUGAAAUUUUUGGUAUUGUUUCCUCGCUUGUGCUUGGAGUAGCAAAAUCUCAUUCAUCGAAUGUUGAAAUUUACGAUCAAUACUUAUAG
Messenger RNA from Rotaria socialis, 738 nucleotides. The record is from the annotation of a GenBank genome assembly. NCBI's taxonomy places the organism in Eukaryota, Metazoa, Rotifera, Eurotatoria, Philodinida, Philodinidae.